UAUAAAACCCCGUAGGAGUGAAAGGAAUGCGUUGUGGGCCUCUGAGAGCGGAGCUAAUUAUCCUAUUUGCUCGUGCCUAAAUAUACGGUGUGAGAGGAAGAAGAAGAGGAAGAAGAAAAGGAAGAGAGAGAGAGAGAGAGAGAGAGAGAGAGAGAGAGAGAGAGAGAGAGAAGUCGCCUCAUCGAGAUCUCUUUCCUCAGUGUACAUGCCAUCUCCCUCAGGGGCAAAACGCACCAUUAAGAUGCGUCUAAGAUGAGUGUCGAAAGUGCAACGUGGCUCCGAUGGCUUCCCCUUCUUCAAGCAGGAAAUAAAAGGACUUCGCAUUCUGCUUUCGGUUUUCUGAUCGCUCUCAGCUUUCCGGAAGGCAGGCGUGGCCAAGCCUCGUUGUGGUGGUGGUACCUACAUAGUACUGUAGUGGGCAACGCGCAUUUUAUUGAUUAAAUCUUUCUUGUUUUCUUUCCAAAGGAGGACUUUCAAAAUGAACUUGCUUCAGCGGUGUUUACGAAAGGCGCUUCUGGUUUGCUUUGUUGCAGGUUGGUCCUUCUGUCAAGACGAUCAGUCCAUCAGAAACGUCUCUGUGCCCUUCGGGAGUGACGUCAAUUUAACCUGCACUGCCCAUGAGACUGAAGGGCAUUGGGUGAGAUGGGACAGGACAGACAACGGAUACAUCAUCGCGAUCGAGACCCACGUCAUCGUGGAGGAUCCGAGGAUCUCGGUGGAUCUCGUGGACAACGCGACCUGGAUACUCCAGAUCCAGGGGGUGCAGGCCCAGGACCGGGGACCCUACCGGUGCACCGUCAACACAACGCCCAUCGCCACCCAGACGAUCUACUUAGAAGUGCUAGAAGUUCCGGUCGCGCCCAGCAUCGUGGUGUCACCGGCCAACGCCACGGUGCAAGAAAGGUCAACCAUCUCCCUGACCUGCUACGCCACGGGCUACCCAAAACCUACUGUGACCUGGACCAGGGAGGACGGCGAGCCGAUUCAUCAGUGGAUUAAUCAUACCUUACCAUUUCCCAUUGGAAAGCAAGAUACGCGAUGGGACUCCCACUCCGUGAAGUCCUACGAGGGAGAGACCCUGAGGCUGGCCAGGAUCUCACGAAGGGAUGCAGGGUCCUACACGUGCUCUGCUAACAAUUCGGUGGGUCCCGCAGACAACGAAACCAUUUACCUCACGGUCGUCUACCCUCCAGCACUCAUCUCAGUGUCGGGGCCGAAGAAGGCGAAGGUCGGGGAGGACGUGACGUUCUUCUGCAAGGCGAAGGACUCGAACCCGGCCGCCGACAUCUCCUGGAUGAUCGAGGGGAAGCCGCGCCAUGCCGUCGUCCCGACCGUCAGGAAGUCUGGGAGCACGGGCUACAACACCAUCAGCAAACUGUCGUUCACGGUGCCCGCGGUAACCAGUGGGGUGAUGAUGUUGACGUGCGUCGCCGUGAAUAAGGAAAUUGGGACGAAGGAGGUCGACACCUAUAUACUGCAUAUCAUGGAAGCAGACAAAACCGUCGUCAAGGAUUCGGACGUGCGGCAUCCGAACGAGGUGUCAAGAGGUCGGCAGAUGGUACCCGCCAUGAUCGGGGCCGACAUCAACCCGAAGAGAGGUCGCGAGAACUCGGUCUAUCCGCCAAGGCGCAAAGAUCACACGCCGGCGAGGUCCGCUUAUUACAACAUGCUGGCGUUCCUCCGCUUCUUCGGUCUACUCAUGCACUUCCACUGAUGGCUAUUGGGCGGCCCCUUGUUUGGCAGUGAAGUGAGCGAGGUUAUCGCAGUCCUCUGUCGAUAUCCUACUUGGAUAUCAGGUGAAAA
Molecule: messenger RNA, 1803 nt
Organism: Macrobrachium nipponense
Lineage: Eukaryota; Metazoa; Arthropoda; Malacostraca; Decapoda; Palaemonidae
Product: protein amalgam-like
Exons: 7
Coding region: 479-1714 (411 amino acids)
Cellular component (GO): neuron projection
Source: RefSeq, a predicted model, not a curated record